Messenger RNA from Striga hermonthica, 993 nucleotides. Lineage: Eukaryota; Viridiplantae; Streptophyta; Magnoliopsida; Lamiales; Orobanchaceae. The record is from the annotation of a GenBank genome assembly.
AUGGUAUCGGAUUCGGAGCUGAUCGAGCGGCUGCGAGAGUUCCUGAGCGCGUCGGACCUCAACACGACGACGACGGCCAUCGUGCGCCGGCGGCUCGAGGAGGAUUUCGGCAUCGAUUUGUCCGAUAGAAAGGCGUUCAUAAGAGAACAGGUCGAUGCUUACAUGCAAAGCCAAUUCGAAAAUGUUGCCGACAACGAAGAUGAAAUUAAUCUCGAAGCAGACGAGAAUGAAGGAGAUGGAGAAGAGGAAGACGAGGUGGAGGAAGAGGAGGAGGAUGAAGGAGCAAAAGAUUCAACCGCCGGCCGCAAAGCAAAAUCCUCUGCCAAGAAAACUAAGAAGCGAGCUAGAAAGGAGGUCAAGAAAAGAGGUGGUGGAGGGUUUACCAAAUUAUGCAGCCUUUCUCCUGAGCUUCAGAAAUUUACCGGAGUACCUGAACUGGCACGGACAGAGGUUGUGAAGCAAGUAUGGAGUUAUAUUAAAGAGAAUAAUUUGCAAGAUCCAUCCAAUAGAAAAAAUAUCAAUUGCGAUGAAACAUUGCGCGAGCUUUUUGCUGUAGAUACCAUAGAUAUGUUCCAAAUGAACAAGGCCCUUGCAAAGCACAUAUGGCCCUUGGAUUCUGAUGGUGCAUCUUCAACCAAUUCUGCACCGAAAGCAAAACAACAGAAGCAAGAGAAAGAGAAAGAUGAAGGGUCAGAUGAAGACGAGCCGAAGAAAAAAGAAAAGCGACCUAGGGGAAAUCCGGGCUUGCUUGCUCCUCUUAAGCUUUCUGAUGCUUUGGUGAAGUUCCUUGGCUCAGGGGAAAGUGAACUAUCUCGUCCUGAUGUUGUUAAGAGGAUUUGGGAUUAUAUAAAGCAACACAGCUUACAGGACCCAGAGGACAAAAGACAAAUAAUAUGCGACGAGAAGCUGAAAGAACUUUUUAACGUCGACACCUUCAAUGGAUUUUCAGUUACAAAACACCUCAAACCUCAUCUCAUAAAGAUGGAACAGUGA